This is a messenger RNA of Daphnia carinata, 1688 nucleotides long. It is a transcript of the gene fuss, whose product is annotated as ski oncogene-like. Gene Ontology annotation, cellular component: nucleus; transcription regulator complex. Gene Ontology annotation, biological process: negative regulation of transcription by RNA polymerase II; negative regulation of BMP signaling pathway. The record is from RefSeq and is a predicted model, not a curated record. The transcript has 5 exons. Bases 6 to 1478 code for a protein of 490 amino acids. Gene Ontology annotation, molecular function: RNA polymerase II cis-regulatory region sequence-specific DNA binding; SMAD binding; DNA-binding transcription factor activity, RNA polymerase II-specific. NCBI's taxonomy places the organism in Eukaryota, Metazoa, Arthropoda, Branchiopoda, Diplostraca, Daphniidae.
UAAAAAUGGACAGCAAUUCUAGUUCGUUUCAUCAUUCGUCGUACAACUGUUCGUCACCGGAUUCCGAAUCCAACUCGAAUCAGGAAUUGAUGAAUGCUUCAGCGCUUGAGGAGCAAAUCCGACAGUCCAACAAUCAGAUAGGAACCGUGAUAUUGUAUGGCGUGCCAAUCGUCUCGUUGAUGAUGGAAACCAAAGAACGGCUCUGUCUGGCACAAAUUUCAUCGACGCUUUUAAAAGAUUACUCCUACAACGAAAUUCACAAUCGUCGCGUGGCGUUGGGCAUCACUUGCGCUCAGUGCACACCUGUCCAGCUCGAGUUGUUAAGACGGGCCGGAGCGAUGCCCGUUACAUCUCGUCGUUGCGGAAUGAUUACCCGUCGCGAAGCCGAGCGUCUUUGUAAAUCUUUUCUUGGUGACCACAGCCCGCCUAAACUGCCGGAAAACUUUGCUUUUGACGUCAGUCAUUGCUGUGCAUGGGGUUGUCGGGGCGCGUUUCUUCCGUCGCGAUACAAUUCGUCACGAGCCAAAUGCAUCAAAUGCUUUUAUUGCAGCCUGUUCUUUUCGCCCAACAAAUUCAUUUUCCACUCGCAUCGAAGCCUACCUGACGCCAAAUACAUUCAACCAGACGCGGCCAAUUUCAAUUCAUGGCGCAGACACAUCCACCUGACUGGAUCACCGCCCGAUCAGGUCAUGUUUGCUUGGGAAGAUGUCAAAGCGAUGUUUAACGGAGGCAGUCGGAAACGGGUCGCUAGCGUUGGCGGAAACAGCAGCGGCACUGCCGUGACUAGCACAUCCAAUCAAAAUGCAUCCGGUACUGAAAUCAACGCCAAGCAGAGCCAGGACGUUACAGUUCCAGCUAAAAACACGAAAACGACAAAGAAUUCUAGUGCUAAUAAGAAAGCCAAAGUUGAGAACAACACCCUACCUGAAGUUCGAACACCGGAAACUGUUCCAGUAGUAACGACAACAACUUCUUCGACGUCCAGCAGUCCUGGACCGAUUGCUGUUCCGGUGACUCCGCAAGUCUACCACCAUCCGAUUCAAUCGCAAUCGCUACUUGCCCGUUUGAAUUCGAUAAUACCAACGGCCGGGCCACUUCUUGCCAACAAAACGCCAACCGAUUCGCCUGGCCAGGAUUACAGCAUGACCAUGUGGAACGCGGCUGGAACUGGCCGUUUCUGGUCGCCCUAUUUGAAUCCGCUUCCGUUUAAUCCCUACAGCUAUUAUAACUAUUUGAUCAAUAAAUCGGAUCAAUUCUCGUUGAUGAUGAAUCAUUCGGGCAGCGGAUGGCAGCAGCUCGUUACCAACAAACCUCGGAUCAGUUCAACUGUUACCUCCGCAACACCUAAUCAAGUUCUGAAGGCUGGAUUGGACGAGAGCAAAGCCAGCCAUACGCAAAUGAAUCAUUCUUUCAUCCAAGAAGAAGAGGCGGAAGCUUUCGUCGAUGUGGAAUCCACCGAUCCAGCCCUUGACAAUUGAAUGUCCUUUCUCAUCUUUUAGAAUUGAAAAGAAAACUGUGUUUAAUACGGCCAUCGUUCUAGUCACCGGUGUUUUGACAUUUCCUUGUUUCAAGUAAUGAAGCAGCUGGCCGAACGUAUAAUUAAAGCUUACCUUAUAUUGUUAUAAAUUUGGAUGUUUCUCUCUCUCUGUCCAUAGUCGUCUUAUUUCAAUGUAUCGAUAUUUAUAGUC